Molecule: messenger RNA, 195 nt
Organism: Heterobasidion irregulare TC 32-1
Lineage: Eukaryota; Fungi; Basidiomycota; Agaricomycetes; Russulales; Bondarzewiaceae
Exons: 1
Coding region: 1-195 (64 amino acids)
Source: RefSeq, a predicted model, not a curated record
AUGUUCCAGGUUUUUAUGAUCCGUCCAGAUCUCGAAGGGGUGUCGUGCGCCUUCGAGGUAGUGAUUCCAGUGUUCCAAUGCUUUUAUUAUAGCCAAGAGUUCCCGGUCGUGAACAUCGUAAUUUCGCUCUGCUGGCGAAAACGAUCCAGAGAGGAAAGCGACUGGGUGCCAGUCGCCAUCUUUUCCUUCUUGUAG